GCAACGUCUUAGGAAAGUUCUCGGCUGUGCCCCGCCCCUGGAGGAGGGGGGGGAAUCCCUAGGGCGCUCUCAUUGGUUCCUCCUGCUUCGUUGGGCUUCGGCCCGGCUCGUCUUGGAGUACUUUUGGAGAGUGCAUUGUCUCAGUUAUUCCCCGCUCUCUCUGAACUCCUGGAGCUCUCAUUGGAUUCCUCCACCCCCGCCCACCCGGCUGAGCCUUAGGAAAGCUUCCGGUCUCGACUUCGCUCCGCCCCUGCGGGAGUAUCCCGAGCUCUCAUUGAUUAGGAGCCCCCUACCCCACCCCGCCGCGCCUUCAGUUUAAUUCCCCACCUAUUCCCGACCCCUCGGCGUCCCCCCAACCAAGGCUGUUUGGCAUACGUGAUGACACACGUUCCUCCGCGGGGCCCCCAGACUACAGGGGAGAGCGGACCGCUACCCGGAACCCCGCCCCCUGUCCCGGCGCUGGUCGCGCACGCGCGCGCGCUCCCGGCUCGGGAAGAGAGAGACGGGGACGGCGGGUGCGAGACUGGCGAGCGCUCGGCGGCGGGGCCGGGCCCAGGGGCCGACAUGGAGGCCGAGCCGGGCCCGCCCCAGUUGUGGCUCAAACGGCGCCGCUGCUUCCUCAGCCUCGACCGUCCACGGGCGCUGCUGGCCUGGGGGCCUUGCUCGGACCCAGUCCCAGACCCCAGCCCUGACCGGCCCCCGGCUCCGACCCCAGCCUCGGGGCCCGGUGCCUAUUCAGUUCCUGUUUCUGAGAUUAUCACUGUAGAAGAAACAGAAAUUGAUAAGAAGGACCAUAAAAGUGGAAAAUGGCAAAAAAUGGCCAAGCCUUAUGCUUUUACAGUGUACUAUGUCAAGAGAUCGAAGAAAAGCUGCCGCUGGCGCUGUGGCCAUGUGACCUUUUGGUGCACGGACGAGGUGCUUUGUAACCAGUGGAUCCAGACACUCCGAGACUUGAUUAAGAAUCUGACCUGUAGACCAAAACACUUACUUGUUUAUAUUAAUCCCUUUGGAGGAAAAAGACAAGCCAAAAGAGUCUAUGAACAGAAAAUCGUCCCACUCUUUAAUCUAGCAUCUAUCACCACGGAUGUCAUUGUUACUGAACAUGCUAACCAUGCCAAGGACAGUCUAUUCGAAAUUAAUAUUGAAAAAUAUGAUGGAGUCGUCUGUGUUGGUGGAGACGGCAUGUUCAGUGAGGUGUUGCAUGGCCUUAUUGGGAGAACCCAGAAGGAUUAUGGCAUAGAUCAGAAUGAUCCCAAAGCAUCAUUAGUCCAGUGCAAUCUAAGAAUUGGGAUAAUCCCUGCAGGAUCCACGGAUUGCGUGUGCUACGCCACGAUUGGCAUCAAUGACCCAGUGACGUCGGCAUUGCAUAUCAUCAUCGGGGACUCGCUGUCCAUGGACGUGUCGUCGGUGCAUCACAGCAACACGUUCCUCAAGUACUCCGUGUCCCUGCUGGGCUACGGCUUCUACGGGGACGUCCUGAAGGACAGCGAGAAGAAGCGCUGGAUGGGGCUCGUCCGCUACGACUUCUCGGGGCUCAAGACCUUUCUUUCCCAUCACUGCUACGAAGGAACCGUCGCCUUCCUGCCGGCGCAGCACACCGUGGGCUCCCCCAGGGACAAGAAGCCCUGCCGCUCCGGGUGCUUCAUCUGCCGCCAAAGCAAGCAGCAGCUGGAGGACGAGCAGAAGAAGUCCUUGUAUGGCCUGGCCAACACGGAGGAGGUAGAAGAGUGGAAAAUGAUCCAUGGGAAGUUUCUGGCAAUCAAUGCCACCAACAUGAGCUGCGCCUGUCCGCGCAGUCCCAAGGGCCUUUCCCCAAUGGCCCAUUUGGCAGAUGGCUCCUUGGACCUCAUCCUGGUUCGCAAGUGUUCCCGCUUGAAUUUCCUGAGGUAUCUCGUCAGGCAUACCAAUGAAGAUGACCAGUUUGACUUUACGUUUGUUGAGGUCUACCGGGUGAGGAAGUUCCAGUUCAUGUCGAGGCAUUCCGAAGAGGAGGAUGGCGACCUCAAGGACUUGAGGAAAAAGCACUUUGGGUCCAUCUGCAGCAAUCACCAGGCCUGUUGCUGCAGUCUUCCAAACAGCACCUGGAACUGCGACGGAGAAAUUCUGGACAAUUCUGCGAUCGAGGUCAGGUGGGUGUCCGUCAGGCCUUCCUCAGCAGAUGCUGACCCAGGCCCGGAGAGUCAGGAGAGGCCACGGCAAACCCUCCUUCGCCCCCCCGAGCAUCAGCCCCCAGACAGCUCCCACUGGGACCGUCCACUUUCCUGCUAGGAUCAGAGGCACCUUCCAAGGUGCUCCGAGCCGAACCCUCACUCCACAGCCACAAUGAAUCUGGGGCUCUCCUAGAGGAAGGGGCUGCUCUGGGGGGUCAAAGCCACUCAAACCCCAGUUUUUCAAGGCCUUUACCAGGGCCUGAGCUGUCCCCGGGGCCCCCUUUCUGGCUUCUGUGAGGUUCCAUAUACGUGCUGCCUUGGGCCUUGGUGCCAGGGCCAGACUCCUCCUAUCUGAUGUCUUUGCUCUCAGGGUUCAUUGCCAGCUGGUGCAGCUCUUCGCCCGAGGGAUUGAGGAGACCCCGAAGCAGGAGGCUCUCAGCUGAGGAUCUGGUGCCCGACAAGGCCUCACGGUGUGGCCCCACCAGUGCUUGUCAACUUCCAAACAUAUUUAUUAGAACAUUGCAGACCAAUUCUGUUGGUGCACACAUACACACACACGCACAUUUGAAAUUUGAAUUUAUUUUUGAUAGUUAAAUGCUGGUUUUAGAAAACUGCCUCUUUUCCACAGCGUCUGCACAUCCUGAACAUUUUACGUGGUGAGUCAUCCCAGGGCCAGGGGGCAGGGAGGAGCCGGCCUGGCCCCCCAGCUUCUGGGGAGCCCCGAUCCAGGGGCCCUGUUGUGAGAACAAGCCUCUCCGGAAAGGCCAAGGCUGGGCAGCAUCGUCUGCAAGCCCUGGUGACCGCAGAGGGCCCGAGGCUUCCUCUGGAGUGGGAGGCAGAGACAGAGGGAAGGAAGGCCUGCAUUUCCCUCUUCCUGGCUGGGGGUCGGGCUGUGUGCCUCGAUCCCUGUCCUACUGUAGGCUGUUCAGUACGGUAGACGCUGGGCUUGGAAUGACUCAUGGAGCGUGUCUCAGCUGUGUCUUUCUGCAUAGUGGAGAGUCUUACCAAAGCGUGUGCAGACCUAGGUCAGAACCGGGAUCGCUCGGCCCUGGCCAGGCCCCGUUCUCUGAGCAACUCGGCAUUUGGGGUUCCAGACGUUAGUGCUGCAUGCGGGUGCGGCGGGCCAAGCGUCGCACUGACGCUCGUUCUGCUGCUCCGGGAGACGGUGACGAGGCUGGCAUUCCUACAUUAGAAGUUCACUGUGUGAAUGGUUUGUUAAUGCUACAAACUGCCACAACAUGAGGGUUCUCUAUAGACGCGAAGUCGCUCCUCUCCGGGGCUCUCUGUCUGCAUUACCUUCGGUGGGCGCCAAGUCUGACAAACGGGCCUUGUUGGUUUUACCCUUCUCUGCCGUGCUGGUUUCCAGAUAUUUAUUGGAAGUUUUGUCCUUUUCAAUCUAGUACUGUAUGUUGGGGGUUCCAUGUUUGUGUUUUGUCUACGAAUCGUGAUUAAUUGUUCAUUUCCUGCUGAAGCACUUGGAAGCAGCUAUCAGGGGAAGAUUUCUCAGUGAAGCAUUCCAGCUCAAGGAGCAGCACAGUUACCGGAUCCUGCUCGAUCCUCGCUUUGUGCCCUUUCGUAGUCAGGAAGAGGAUCCUGCUCAAGGAGCAGCACAGUUACCGGAUCCUGCUCGAUCCUCGCUUUGUGCCCUUUCGUAGUCAGGAAGAGGAUCCUGCUCAAGGAGCAGCACAGUUACCGGAUCCUGCUCGAUCCUCGCUUUGUGCCCUUUCGUAGUCAGGAAGAGGAUCCUGCUCAAGGAGCAGCACAGUUACCGGAUCCUGCUCGAUCCUCGCUUUGUGCCCUUUCGUAGUCAGGAAGAGGAUCCAGCUCAAGGAGCAGCACAGUUACCGGAUCCUGUUCGAUCCUCGCUUUGUGCCCUUUCCGGAUCCUGCUCAAGGAGCAGCACAGUUACCGGAUCCUGCUCGAUCCUCGCUUUGUGCCCUUUCGUAGUCAGGAAGAGGAUCCAGCGUGUGCAGAGGAGCCCUGGAGACAGGCUUAGACUCCUCCAUGUCCUCCCAGCCGAAUACUUGACAAGCUUUUACAUAACCAGCCAUUUUCUAUGCGCUUGUGGCAUCCGGAGCCGAGGGGCUUCGACCAAUCCAGCUAGCUAGUGAAACAGUUAACAGGCGGCACUUAAUCUAUUUUAGAAUUUACUUAGAGCCCUUUAGUCUGAAGUAGACGUCGACUUGCCUAGUGCAUCAUUAGGUCCAACCCUGGGAGGCAGCGGGAAGCUCCUGCAGUUGUAAAGGUAAAAGAACUAGUCCGGUGGUCCUCGUGCUGAAACUUAGUGUCUAGAUCCAAACACACUCUGCCCGGGGUUUCCACAGUGAUUUUAAACACUCCCCCCAGACCCUGAGGGACCGUCCCCCCUCCUGCCUGCCCGGCCUCUGUGUCCUGGCCAUCCCUGGGGCCUGCCUGUACCUGGGAUGGCGACAGCCCACCAGAGUGGCCGUGGCUGGGUUCCCCUCCUUGGCAGGAAGCCCCCCUCUGAGGCUGCCGUGUCAAACACCUCACCGAACAAGUAAACCUGCUCUAGGUCUUUCCUUCUGACUCCAAAGGAGUCUCCUAAGAGGGCUUGGCCCCGCUGAGCAGUCCAGCCAGGCCCACUCCUGGCCUUCCUCGCCAGUCUUGGGUAAUAUUCUCAACGACCAUCCCUGCAGAGGGCCCAGGCCAGCUUAGAAGUGGCUGCCUAGACCUGGUCUGAAGGGCCUCGAGAACAGGCACCCCUUUGAACCCUCCCUCAAGCAUCUGGCCCUUGAGGAAAGCAACGGUUUGUCAGUGCAGCGAGAAGGGCAACACCUCGUGUCCAAGGCCAGCCGGGGCUAGGAAAGGGGCUCCUCCUGCCCAGCCAAGCUCAGUGCUGCAGCUGCGGCCCAGAGCCUGCUGGCUCUUCUGCCCCUUCAGGAUCCAGGGGCCAUCUGAGGAGGCCUGGAGGUGAGGAUGCAGGAGAGGACAGAGCCACGAGCGAGUGGCCGCCAGACCCACAACCCAUGCUUGCUUAUUUUCAUGAAGAAAAGAGCUUUGCAGGUUAUGCCCACUUUUAUCUGAAAAGUUAUUCCUUACAUACAAUCAUGGGGAGAAAAGUUAUUGAUGGAAAAUCUUAAGUUUCAUUUUCUUUCUAAUCUUGCUGGUCUCAAGAUUAGGAGAGGGUAUGCUUAAUGCUCUGACGUAUGGAGAAGACUCAGAAUAAAAUGAUGUUGGACAGAA
Monodelphis domestica (gray short-tailed opossum) is the source of this 5354-nucleotide messenger RNA. The record is from RefSeq and is a predicted model, not a curated record. Lineage: Eukaryota; Metazoa; Chordata; Mammalia; Didelphimorphia; Didelphidae.